AUGAAAUUCCCCUGGCUUGCGACGCGGUCAAGGGCGCUUGCCCUUCUCGUCAGCAUCCUCUUCAUCGUAUGCGCUACAGACGCCCAGCGGUUCAAUGAUACAACACUCGGCAAUGAAGCUUAUCCUGGCCUCAGUGACAAGUGUGUUGAGGCGCUUAACACCACGGUGAAAGACUGCCCGAGCUUUCUGGCUGCGGCUUCGGUCGACAUGCCCCGGCUGGAGUCAUCUUCGCUGAAAUUGUUGUGUACCUCAGCUUGCCGCUCCUCGCUGAGCUCUGUCCGGAGGGUCAUCGACGAAGGUUGCCGUGCCGAUAAGGACGUCAUUGAGAUUCGCUCAGUCGUGUAUCCUGGUGAGCUACCUAUGCUUGCUUUCCUGAGCCUUUCGUCUUGGAAGGUUCUUAGAGACACUGGCAAAUUCUGCGACGAGCUAUAUCUUAACGCACUUGCCAACGGAACAGCAGCCGACAGCUGCUCGGACUGUUCUCUCAACCUGGUCAGGGAGCAGCUGAACUCCCCUUUCGGUUAUCACCAAGAGUUCGCCCAAGGAUUCGAGUCCAUCACGUCAAAAUGCGGCGCUAAGGGCUACGCGUUUACUUCACCAGCCAAGUACGCUCUCAGCACGAAGCCUGUCGCUGCCCCUACGGAUCCCCCAACCUGCGGAUCGCCGUACGCGGUCCAGCCCAACGAUACUUGUGACUCCAUCGCCACAGCCAGGAAUGUCUCGACAUAUUCCAUCAGGAAGGCCGCCGGCGUUGGCUCGGAGUGCAAUCUACAAAAUGGCACAAAGCUUUGCCUGCCAGAGCCGUGCACAGUCCCCCCUGGGAAAACACUGGACCAAGUCACAACCGUGAUCCUCUCACCAACAACAACGCAAGCACCCCCAACCGCAGUUCCUGUUCCCACAAACGCCAAAAAUGACUCAAACAUGCGGUGCGCGCAUUGGUACGAGAUCCAGACGGGAGACUACUGCGAAGCCAUCUCGAUCCGCCAGAGCAUCUCGCUGCGAGACUUCUUCUUCCUCAACCCAUCCAUCAACAGCACCGACUGCCAGAACCUCUGGCUCGAGACAUCGUACUGCGUCAAGGCGGUCGGUGACAUCAACACCUACCGUGACUACCCCUAUUCCACCUCGCCCAUCUACACGCUCACCUCCUCCAACUACCGGACCACCACAGUGGAAUCGAUCGACACGGUCAAGCCCAUUGCCACGCCCAUCGUGGAGCUGCCCCUCGCUCCGGACUCGCUUACCGAGGAACAGGGCUGUGUCGAGUUUGCCAAUUACAGGGCGGUUGUUCCUCAGAGGGACCAGUCUCAGCAGAGGGACGUGCCUGCUUUCACCAACACCAUCAACAAUUGCGACUUUGUGAGCGCGUCGUUUGGGGUCUUUCUCGAGAAUUUCCUCACCUGGAAUCCGAGUCUGAAGAAGGUGGACCCUUGUCGGCUGCAAGAAGGAUUCCGGUACUGUGCUACCAACUCGACUGAAGACGAAGAAUCGCCGGGGAACCGCCCGUGUACCGAGGUUGCAAAACCGUAUCCCGGUACUGUGCCGUCUUGUUCUUGUUUCACUACCAUUAUAGGCUCCGACGCUGGCUUUUACCUUUGCGAAGAUAUUGCCCUCGACCAGAAUCUCACGAUGAAAGACCUCGUCAGCUGGAACCCCUGGGUGGGCUCCGAGGAAAAUUGUGACAAGCUUUGCCAACCUGACUGA
Messenger RNA from Chaetomium globosum CBS 148.51, 1707 nucleotides. RefSeq lists its product as uncharacterized. The coding region runs from base 1 to 1707 and encodes 568 amino acids. NCBI's taxonomy places the organism in Eukaryota, Fungi, Ascomycota, Sordariomycetes, Sordariales, Chaetomiaceae. The transcript is spliced from 5 exons. The record is from RefSeq and is a predicted model, not a curated record.